Molecule: messenger RNA, 1314 nt
Organism: Oldenlandia corymbosa var. corymbosa
Lineage: Eukaryota; Viridiplantae; Streptophyta; Magnoliopsida; Gentianales; Rubiaceae
Source: the annotation of a GenBank genome assembly
AUGGGUUCAUUAGCAUCUCCAUCUUCAUCAUUAGCAAACCUUGCAAGUUUCUUUCAUCAAAUCAUCACCGAAGUUUCUAAAAUCGAGCCGAACCUGAGUCGUUAUGCCCCAAAUUCAUACUUAAAUAAUAACAAUAGCCGAUUUUAUCAAACCGACCACCACCAUAUCUCUUCAUCACCAUCUUCCUCUUCUACUCUUACAAAAAAGCUAAAAUCACAGAAAGAUUUUUCUUUAGCUCCACCGAUUCUAAAUAGUUUCGAUGUUUUACCAACCAUGGCUAAUAAUCCUUCGUCAUCAAGAAUUUAUGGGAACUACCCUCAUUUAGCCAACAAUAAUAAUGAAAAUCCAGCCAUCCAAGGAAAUAUUAAUUCUUUGGGAAAACUAAGACAUGAUUACCAUAAUCCAAUUCACAAUCAAUCUCCUACACCCAAACCUAUAGAAAACAUAUACAACAUCUCCAAAUCAGUUCGGGCCAAUAGAUCUAUGGCUUCAUCAUUGUCAAGCAGAGAAGGAAGUCAUCGGGACGAUAAAGUCCCGACGGACAAGGCAAAUUCAUUAUGGAGCACAGCCACCAAUGCCGCCAGUUGUAUAGUCAACUCCUCCGAUUCUACUGCCGCAGACACCACCACAGCCGCCACCAGUUGUGCAGUUAAUUCCACCGUCACCAGGAGCACAAGUUGUACAUUAGUUUGCCAUAGAAGCCCCAAAUAUAAUGUGAUUUUUUUAAUUGGAAGUAUGGAUCGAUUCUUGCUCAUCAGUGCUUUAGAGAAUUGGUCCCGUCACUAUGGAACUCAGCUAUCAAUGAAGGACUUGACUGGCAAAGGUAUUGCUGGAAAUUUGGGAAGCAGCAUAUUCUUGGUGCAGGGACAAAGCAUUCAGAGCAUUCCCAGGAUAACUUCUCCAAUUGUUUCAACCGCAAGAUCAGUCAUGUCAGAUGAUGAAAUCAGUAUAAUUAGUACUCAAGAAGGUAAAUGGGAAAACCAAGAUGGCGGCAUCAACCAAAUGACUUCAUUUUUGGAAAUGGGGCGUGUCGAACAGCCAGCCAAAGUGCUCUUUCAAUUUGAUGAGGAGCUCAACCCGAUCAUUUAUCAUGGUCCGGUUCAGGUAGAUUGUCACAACAAGGAUCUUCAAAUCUCUCCGUCCAUGAUCCCCUCUUCCUCUUUUGGUCCUGGCCUGACAAAUUGCCAAAGUGCAACAUCAAUAAGAAAUAGUACCAUUGAGGUUGAUGUUGAGAAGAACAAGAAUGAAGAAGAGGUAGGAGGAAGCCAAGGUUCAACCAAACCAAAUGAGGAAAGAACCAAGAUGCAUUUGUAG